CUGCAUUCCGCGUGGUGUCUGCUCAGGGUGUCGCUGGAGGGAUUCCCCACCAAAGUGCUGUGCUGGCGGCGAGUUUCACAGAAUUGAGUUUCACAGAAUUGAGCGCAUCUCCUCUUGAACUUCUCAGAGCGCGAGAAGCUCCUCCCUGCAACAAAUCAAGAUGUGAUAAAGGAAACCGAAGAGCUUCAAAAGGGAUUGCAGCGGGGAGAGCUCGCAUGAUCAACGUUGCGUCGUGCACUUUUGUCUCAUUCCACCUCUCAGAAAUGAACCUUGAUGAGGACACUGGCCUGUCAGUCAGCUCCGGCAAUGGGAAAUUGAGACAGUGGCUGAUCGAUCAGAUCGACAGCGGCGUGUAUGCCGGCCUGGUCUGGGAGAAUCACCAAAAGAGCAUCUUUAGGAUUCCGUGGAAACACGCAGGCAAACAGGACUAUAACAGAGACGAGGAUGCAGCGCUCUUCAAGGCAUGGGCGAUGUUUAAGGGAAAACAUAAGGAGGGAGUCGAUAAACCAGAUCCCCCCACGUGGAAAACCAGACUACGCUGUGCUCUUAAUAAAAGCAACGACUUUGAUGAGUUAGUGGACAGAAGCCAACUAGACAUCUCGGACCCCUAUAAAGUCUACAGAAUCAUCCCAGAAGAAGCCAAAAGAGGAAUGAAGACAAGUAUGGAGGAGACACCAUCACAUGUAAAUCCACUUGGCUAUAUUCCACCGUAUCCGCCUUCCCACGACCAGGCCUAUAUGGCGUCUCAGGAGAGACGGGACUGGAGGGAUUACUCACCCUCAGAACAGCAACCUCUCGCCCCUCCGCAUCAGCACGGGUCACAUGCGGAGCUGCAGUACGGUCAGUUCCACUACCCAUCAUCGUUCGGCCGGCCUUGGCCCGGGUCACACUCCGAAAAUGGUUUUCAUCUUUCCUUCCACACCUACUUUUCAGAGUCCCAACCACCUGUGUAUUCAAUCAACCCAAACAAUGACAUGACAGAUUGCAGCCUCCACGUGUCCCUGUACUACAGAGAGUCUUUGGUGAAGGAGGUCACCACCACCAGCCCAGAAGGUUGUCGCAUCACCUCCCAUUCCUCCUCUUCUCCAUCCUCCUCUUCCUCCUCCUCUUCCCCGUGCCAAGAGGACAAGUUUCACAGCGGGGCAGAAGUGGUCCUUUUUCCCUUCCCGUACCCGGAGUCUCAGCGGCAGGGCGCUGACAUGCUCCCCAGCGUACUGGAGAGGGGGGUGCUCCUGUGGAUGGCGUCUGAUGGCUUGUACGCUAAGCGCCUCUGCCAGGGACGGGUUUACUGGGAAGGGCCGCUGGCUCCUUUUAUGGAUAAACCCAACAAGCUGGAGAAGGAGCAACCGUGCAAACUGUUCGACACACAGCAAUUCCUGAUUGAGCUUCAAGAGUUUUCCCAUAAUGGCCGCCAUUUGCCGAGACAUCAGGUAGUGCUGUGUUUUGGAGACGAGUACCCCGACCCGCAGCGGCCGAGGAAGAUGAUCACAGCGCAGGUGGAGCCGGUGUUUGCCAGAAAACUGGUGUACUGCUACCAGCAGAACAACGGCCACUACCUGCGGGCCUUUGAUCACCUCCUGGAACAGAAUCCAUCCACAACUAUCGACUAUUCGCCUCAGAGGCCGUUACAGCAUAUUCAGGAGUGAGAAGCGCGCACGCACACACACAGACGCACACAGACGCACACAUAAUAUGCUUGAAUGUGAAUAUCAUCCAGCGAGCGUUUCUUGCGACUGCAGUGUGCCGUGAAGGAGGGAAGCUGGCGUGGAUCAGAGGGGUAAAGAUGGGGAAGACCCUGUUGUUUUUUACUCGCACACCUUUUGCGCGUCGUCGUCUUUGUGUCUGUGACUGUAGAGUUUUUCUACACGUAUUAUUGUGACAGUGUGAAGGAUGCGGUUUGAGGGUGAGGGUACGAGGGGAGCAGAGGGCGAGUGAAACAGGAAGUACUCGCACAGGUGCACAGGAAGAAUGGUCCCUAAGACAAACACUGAUAUGUGAAAGGGACAAAACGGAGCAUGAUUAUUUAUUGCUUAUUGGCAGUGGACAGUGUGCUCGGUGCACUCGCGCGCCGAAGAGGCACAGAACAUUUUAAACUUAGUCGACACGGCUGCUUCUGUGAAUCACUGUUUUUUUAUUUAAUAGACAUGUUGAUGAGCAAAAUAGAAAAGAAAUUGCAGCGUGAGAGAGUGUCAACCAUAUUACGGUCCCUUGUGAGACCUCAAUUCCAUUCUGGUGUUGCAGUGGAGGAAGCUUCUCGGCCGUAUGUUGCAGGACGACCUUGUGAAAAUCUACUGAUCAGCUGAAUCUGAAAAGUGAUUCCUUUAGAUUACAUCAAUCUGACAAAAACAAGAUGUAAGUUUAUUACUUGUAAAUAUACUCCUUUCCUCUAUGCAUCGUUCAUUUCUUGCUUUGCUUUUAGCUUAGCUUAGUUUUACUUCUUUAAGUGCCAAAGACGAUCUGAUUUGAAAACUGAGCCUCUAACAACUCAAGUAAAGAAACUUCUGACGAGUUUUUUUUUUUUUUAAGUAGGCUUCGUAUUGCUUGGUCACAAGCAAAAGCAUUGGCUUACAGCAUGAGAGGAAACACUUUGGCCUGAGGGUCCGUGUCACCAGAAACAUGGACAUGAGACUGAAGUAGACUGGCUGGAAAAAAAUCACACUCAUCUCGUAACUUGCAAGGAAACUGCACCUCAUAACCUGAAACUUUAGGUCUCACAAAUGGGAAGAAAAACUACUUUUGUGGUCGGCGUGCGGGUCGAGCCGCGGCGGAGCGCCCUGGUUCCCUGCUACUGUUCACACACUGGAUGUGACGUCCAGACCAAACUAAAACCAUGACAACCUAGCGAGGAGUGUGUGUAUCUCGUAGCACAUGCAUGUCCGAUAGGGAGGACAAUGCAACUCCUCCAGCGGCUGAAGUAACAAAGGCUGCAGCAGAAAGGAUAAACAUUCUGUUAUGUUUUUCCUCUGUGGUCCAGAGUUUCGAUCUUUGCUUUUACUUCCUUCUCACUUAAACCACAUCACUUUCACAAUAGCUUCAAAAGUCCGACCAAAAUCACAGGCAGGAAUGUUUUGUGUGUGUGUGUGUGUGUGUUUUAACCAUAAAUAAGAUUCUUCUAACAUCUUAGUCUGAUUUGGUGCUUGGGGAAAUUUUUGUUGAUGAUGAUGAUGAUUUACAGACCCAUUCACAAUAAAAGCAAACUAACUCCA
This is a messenger RNA of Gasterosteus aculeatus aculeatus (three-spined stickleback), 3206 nucleotides long. It is a transcript of the gene irf4a, whose product is annotated as interferon regulatory factor 4a. Gene Ontology annotation, molecular function: protein binding; DNA-binding transcription factor activity, RNA polymerase II-specific; RNA polymerase II cis-regulatory region sequence-specific DNA binding. Gene Ontology annotation, cellular component: nucleus. NCBI's taxonomy places the organism in Eukaryota, Metazoa, Chordata, Actinopteri, Perciformes, Gasterosteidae. The record is from RefSeq and is a predicted model, not a curated record. Gene Ontology annotation, biological process: regulation of transcription by RNA polymerase II; immune system process.